Messenger RNA from Chrysoperla carnea, 2349 nucleotides. It is a transcript of the gene Tbc1d15-17, whose product is annotated as TBC1 domain family member 15. The transcript has 6 exons. Gene Ontology annotation, biological process: activation of GTPase activity. Bases 222 to 2198 code for a protein of 658 amino acids. Gene Ontology annotation, molecular function: GTPase activator activity. NCBI's taxonomy places the organism in Eukaryota, Metazoa, Arthropoda, Insecta, Neuroptera, Chrysopidae. The record is from RefSeq and is a predicted model, not a curated record.
AUCACGGUGUAAUGUCAUGAUAAUUUUUUUUAACGAAAUUUUGACGUUUUUUGAGUUUUCUAUCUGUCAAAUUAUGUGGAAACAGUGACAAUUUAGCUGUAAUUUUUUUUUCCAAUCUUAUAAAAUUAUGUUGUGUUUAAAACGAAAAUUGUGAUAAAUUUUUUUCUGAAUUAAUUAAUUUAGUUGAUCACUGACGUGGUCUGAAUUCCGUGUGGAAAAAAAUGACUGAAUUACCACUUGAACAUGGAAUGGAAUUAUAUGUUCAGGAUGGUGUCUUGCUGAAAUCGGCAUCAGCAAGUCAUUUGAGUGAUGUGAACACAACGGGCACCUUAGGGAUUGUUGAAUAUUUGAAUACAAAUGGAACUAGAUUUAUCGAAUGGAAACGAACCGAUAUAACUGUCGACUCCGAAAUUCAAGAUCAAGAAUGGGCUGUGGUAAACACAAUUGGACAACGUGCUCGAACGUUAAGUGGCAGUUCACAACCAUCCGCCGAACAAACCACCAAACGUGUUAUACGUUUAAAUACACGUGAAAUGAAAAGUUUUCGGCUAGCACGUAACAGUCAUUUAAUAUCAUUUACAAAUAAAGAUGGCUCUCCGCAUAGUUCAUUUUUCUUUCAACAUGGUAACGGAGAUCGAUUUAUAUCAGCCUUAAAAGAGUUAUUGCCCACUAUCCCUUCCAGAAAAGAUCGUAACCUGUAUUUGAUUGUCGAUCAUCCGGAUACACAAGUAUUGGGACGUUCAUUUGCUGAAUUGGAUCUAUUCCCUGGGAAUACAUCAGAUUUUGUUUGGAAGUUUGUGAAAAAUUUCCCUAACCGUCCAUACGAAACUACAAUGGAGGCUUUCUCGAAAUUGACUGAUAUUGUAUACCGUGGUCCAGAUCAACGAUAUAUGGAUGAAGAAGUUGUCGACUUGUUAAAUCGUAGUUUAACAAAUAUUGACGAAACAACGAGUACACAAACACAAGGUGAAUUUGAAGUUGUUGCUCAUGUACCUAAACCGCCACCAUUACCACCUAGACCUGUCCUACCUCGUGGAUGUCCAUUGACCUUGGAACAAUGGCGAUCAUUUCAAGAUGAUGAAGGGCGAAUACAUGAUGUGGAACGAUUGAAAGAGAUUAUUUUUAGAGGGGGUAUAACACAUGCAAUUCGAUACGAAGUUUGGAAAUAUUUAUUAAAUUUUUAUCCAUGGGAUGCAACACAUACGGAAAAAGAACAAUUACAUCGUACGAAAGUUGAAGAAUAUUUUACAAUGAAAUUACAAUGGCGUAGUAUGACUACAACACAAGAGAAUAAUUUCUCUGAUUAUCGUGAUCGUAAAUCGUUAAUUGAGAAAGAUGUAAAUCGUACAGAUCGUACUGUUGAAUUCUUUGCUGGCAAUAAUAAUCCACAUUUACAAUUGUUAUCGGAUAUUUUAAUGACAUAUGUUAUGUAUAAUUUUGAUUUAGGUUAUGUGCAAGGUAUGAGUGAUUUAUUGUCACCGAUUUUAUGUUUAAUGGCUAACGAGGUUGAAGCAUUUUGGUGUUUUACUGGUUUUAUGGAGAAAGUUGGACAUAAUUUUGAUUUAGAUCAAGCAGGAAUGAAAGAACAAUUAAUGCAAUUACAUACAUUAUUAGCGUUUGUUGAUCCAGAGUUAACACGUUACUUGGACGAACAUGAUUCUGGUAAUAUGUUUUUCUGUUUUCGAUGGAUUUUAGUGUUAUUUAAACGUGAAUUUUCACAACAUGACAUAAUGCGAUUGUGGGAAGUACUAUGGACAGAUUUACCAUGUAAAAAUUUUCAUUUAUUAAUAUCAAUUGCAAUAUUAGAUACGGAAAAAGAGAAAUUAAUUGGACGAAAUUUUGGUUUUACUGAAAUUUUAAAGCAUAUAAACGAUUUAUCUCAACACAUUGAAUUACAAUGGAUGAUCGCAAAAGCUGAAGGUAUUUAUCAGCAAAUAAUAACAGCAUCACAUUUAACAAAUGCUGUAAGAAGUAUCUUAGGCGUUGAAUUAGUACCUGAAGAGUUUACAAAUGGUACAUCUAGACCAUCACAUAAAGAUAAUCACGAAGAGACUGAAAAUCAUUUAGACGAAGAACGAUCAACUCAUGAACAAGAAUCAAUUCAAGAAAAUGUUGUUGAAUCUGAAUCUGAAACAAUACGAUUCCAUCCUGAUUCUGAAGUAGCAUUCAAUCGUAGUAUUGACUUAACUUAUUACUAAGUAAUGAGAGGGGAAUUGUUGGUUUUUUUGAUAAUAUUUUUUGAUAUCCUAGUUUAAAGUGAUCACGUUUCUAACGUGCUCGUGUUCGUGCUGAGGUCUUUUUGUGGUAGGUCUUUUAAAAAAAGGUUUUAUAUAAAAGAAAAUCAAAAGU